This is a messenger RNA of Patiria miniata (bat star), 13533 nucleotides long. RefSeq names its product DNA-dependent protein kinase catalytic subunit-like. Gene Ontology annotation, cellular component: nucleus. The transcript has 92 exons. Gene Ontology annotation, biological process: telomere maintenance; intrinsic apoptotic signaling pathway in response to DNA damage; double-strand break repair via nonhomologous end joining. Gene Ontology annotation, molecular function: protein binding; DNA-dependent protein kinase activity. Bases 1 to 12630 code for a protein of 4209 amino acids. The record is from RefSeq and is a predicted model, not a curated record. NCBI's taxonomy places the organism in Eukaryota, Metazoa, Echinodermata, Asteroidea, Valvatida, Asterinidae.
AUGGCGGCCGCCGAUUUACCAGGAAAAUUGAGCGAAUUAAACGGGCUGAUAUCGGCACAGAGCAGCCCACAUUCCGCGGAGAAGGCUCAAGAUCUCGUGGUUGACCUGGGCCAUCUGUGUCUUCGUCAGUUAUCUGAGAAUGAAUUGGCUUAUAGCUGCUCCGAGCUAUUCAACAAGGACAAUGGCAUCCUGGUGUUUCUCAACAAAGCUAUCCCCAGAGAUGAGUUCAAGGGAAGCAAAGAGCAACUUUUGGAGUUUCUUCACGCUUUCUUGCUCAAGGCUGGUUCUCGCCUGUUGGCUCGCACCGUGGAGAUCAAAAAGAUCUGUAUCUCUGCUUUCAUGAGAGACAAAUCGGCCAAAGUUAAAACCAAGACGUUCCCUGUUUUGAUAGAGUUGCUGCAGCGUUUUGCAUCUGCUCAGAUGGAGGCUGAUCUUGAUAUUCCAAGGAUGAUUGAGCAGUACUUUGAGCAGCUCAUGCAGCCAUCCAAGCUAACACAGACAGUCAAGCAAGGUAUUUAUGGUUUGUUGGGUGUUCUUGCGGAAGUCUACCCUGUUCUGAUGUCUGGCUAUUCUGAAAGGCUGCUUAAUGUCUACAUUGCAACUCUCAACCAGCAGAUGACGUCUAAGACCAGAAAGCCAGAACUGACAGUCAUAGCCGGUUGUCUUACUGGCUUGGGACAUUACUUGGUCAACUUCACACAGUCAGUAGAAGAAGGGGCUAAGCAUUCCAAAGAUAUCUACCGAUUUGCCCGCAUGGCCAUCGAUCCCAAUGUAGACCACACACGCUAUGAACUCAACAAAGCAGGCCUGAACAUCUUUGCCAAGCAUUCAGCACAGUUCAGCCAGUAUUUGUACAACGAUCAUCGGGAUUUGCACGAGGCCUUCAACAAGUGGAGUUCCCACAGCAACCCACAGGUCAAGUCUGUUGGGUUUGCGGCUCAGGAAGCAUUCCUCCAACAGAUUGCUGAGAUGCUCGUCGAAAGAGCUGCCAAACGGGAGCCAUCAGAUCAGACUGUGUUCAGGUUUUUCGUGACGCGAUUCCGUGGUAUCAUUGACAAUCCUCAGAGUGACGCAAGGGCUUUAUCGUCGGCUAUUAGAGGGUAUGGUUACUUUGCUGCGCCCUGCAAGUUGUUCAUGACAGAUGACGAUGUCAAGUUCAUGUUCACAGAAAUGAUACAAAGGAGUGAGCAGCUGUACCUUCAGCAGGGAGAAGUUUCUGAUGAUAAACUGAACCAACUUCCUAACUUCCUUGAGGCACUGGCCAGCAUCAUCAGACAGCUGGACAUGCUAUCAGAUACAUUCCUAGCAGCUUUAGAGCGUCUCAUCGUUGUCCAAGUUAGUAGCUAUCCUAGGGUUCCUCAGAAGUAUCAAUUCCUCUGUCAUCGUGCCGUCUUGCUGGUGUUGAUUGCCUUGGCUCCCAAGGGAGCCACACUCAAGAAUUUCCUCUCAAGAGUGGUUUACCAAGCUCUGGUGCAGACCUGUUCUCAUCCUGUGAUGCUUGAUGGAAGCCCCCCGCAAGGUAGUCUGGACUCCACAAAUGAUAAUCAGGAUAUCGAAGCUGAUAUGUUGGCCGAUGCCAGACACAUUUCAUACAAUGAUUACGUCAAGCUGUGGGCUAGUCUACUGGACAGUCCAUACAUGAAGGAAAUCCAAGCCAUGGGAAUGAACUAUGCAGACAGACGCAAGAUCCACAUCAUCCUGUAUGAUGAAUUAAUCUCCUCCAUCUUAAAGAUUCUGGGCAAAUUAGACUUGUCGUCUGUUAAGGAGACAACCCAAGCUCAAGAUCAGGCUGCUGUCGAUACAGAUUCGACUGAGGAUGCCUCCUCAGACCCUGUGCAUGGCUUACACGCCACAAAACCAAAGGAUUUCCAGAUUUUCAUCAACCUGGUCGACUUCUGUAGAGACCUUCUCCCAGCCAAUCAGCCGACACUAUUCAAGCAGUGGGUCUAUCGUUUUGGCCAUGAGGUCAUUCUCUUGUCCAGUCGACUGCCGCUGGUCAGUGGCUUCUACAAGCUGCUGACCGUAUGCAUGUCCAUCUGUUCCAAGAUUCAAUAUUUCAAGGCCAUCAAGUCAUCAGAUGCUAGCAGCCAGGAAGAUUCCAUGGAGGUAGACCUCCCUUCCUCCUCCCAUCGCUCGUCUCGUGUCUCAGCCUCUGACUGCUCAGCCUGCUUCACACUCUUUGCUAAGUUCUCUAAGGAGGUCUUAGUCCGUCUCAAGCAGUACAAGGAUGAUUUGCUUGCAUCGUGUUUGCUCCUAGUUCUCUCCCUACCCCAUGAGAUAGUGAAAGAUGAAGUGGCUCAACUUGUACCAGCUUUACAGAUGACAUUUCGUAUCGGCCUGAGCUACCUUCCUUUAGCCGAGACUGGUUUGGAAGCCUUAGAGGGAUGGAUGCGUCAUCUUCCAUCUGGCUCCCUCCGACCACACCUGAAGGAGAUAUUACCUCUACUGGAUGGUUACCUGAGAGGUACAGUUACCCAAGGCGCUGAUGUAGCUGAGGUUGUCAAGACAGUAACUAUGGCGACUGCGUCUAGUUCUGCACGGCCUGGUAAAAGAAAGCUUCCCUUUAAAUUAGUUCGGGAUGCAGGCAGCACAGGGCAAACCCAAGAUUCACCAUUACGGAGUGUUCAGCUUCGCAUCAUGCAGCUACUGGGAUCCCUUGGCGGUCAGACAAAUGCAUGCCUACUGGAGACAAGUACCGAAGAGGUUGCUAAAGUGGCAGUCGCUUGGGAUACCAAGCCCAGAUUACAGUUUGCUGUACCAUUCUACGACAUGAAACCAAACAUUGAGCUAGAUCAAUUUCUGCCAAGGGUUGUCGAGCUCGCUUUGACAUCAGGGGAUCGACAGACAAAAGUUGCAGCAUGUGAGUCAUUGCACACCCUGGUUCUUUACAUGCUUGGUAAAGGAACUCAACAGCCAGAACAGAGACAAGCUAAGAGCCCCAUGCAGCAUCUGUAUCGGCGCGUAUUCCCCGCCCUGCUUCGCCUCGCUUGCGACGUCGAGCUGGUUGCCAGGCAACUCUUUGAGCCCCUGGUGAUGCAGUUGAUUCACUGGUUUACGGGAAACAAGAAGUACGAGAGCGAGGAGACGUCGGCGUUACUGAACGCCAUGUUGGAUGGAGUCAUCCAUCCUACUGAUACCUCCCUGAGAGAUUUCUCAGCUCGUUGUCUGAAAGAAUUCCUCAGGUGGUCCAUCAAGCAAACUUCCAAGAAACAACAAGAGAAGAGCCCCAUAAACACCAAAUCUCUUCUGAAGCGCCUGUACAGCAUGGCAUUACAUCCCAGCAGCUUCAAGAGACUAGGUGCUGCACUGACCUUCAAUCAUAUCUACACGGUAUUCCGUGAGGAGGAUUCUCUGAUUGAUCAGUUUAUCUGUGAGAUCUUGGUUAUCUUUGUCAACAGUCUGGCAUUAGCUCAUCAUGACGACAAGUCACUUGGGACUCAACUGCAAGGAGUCGCAGUCCUGAAUCAUCUGGAGAGAAUCAUUCGAGUCAAGGCAGAUAUGCUGAACAAGGACAGUAAGAUACGAAGAAGCCCAAGGGAGUUCCCUGUGGAUGUAUGUCCUAACCUGAGCAUGCUAGUCAUCUGGUUGCUUCGUCAGUGUGGUCGUGCCCAGACAGAGUGCAGACAUCAAUGCAUGAUGCUCAUCUAUAAGAUGACCUCACUCUUACCAGGUCGCAAUACACCACAAACUUGGAUGCAAAACACACUGAAGGAAAAAGGACCUGACUACUUUGUGUCUAGAUUUGAAGGUGGUGGGGUGAAGGCAACUCAUCGUAGCGGUAUCAGCAAGUAUCCCACUCUGUCAGCUAUGGGUCAAGCAUUCACCGUCAAGCUGGCUUGUACGUGGUUUGAACAUCUCUUGGCGGCUCUAGAUUGUUAUACUUGGAUCUUUGGAGAGAAGCUUCUGUCUCCGUCUGCUGUAUUCACAGCUUCGGCAAGACGACCCUCGGUCCUCUUCCAAGCUCUCCACUACUUCUUAUCCAGCUUGAGUCUCCUAGACAUCACUGGAGCUGCUCGCAGUCUUGGGAAGGGCCGGGCCAAGACGUCAACCUCCCACCAUGUCUUUACUCCUAGAGAGUCUGAGGACUACAGCCAAGGAAAGUGCACAGUGAUUGUGAGACUGUGGGACUUCCUGACGGUGGUACUAGGGAACUAUGCUGGUGAAGCUAUUAAGGUCAUGCCCAAGUCUGUUUGGCAAGACAGCUUAUUUGAUCUGCUCGUUGCCUGCGUUCUUCAACCCACACUGGUUGGUUUCAACAUGGCUGAUGUAGAGAUCAUGAACAACUUGCCCAAAACGACUGGACAGCUGUUGAGUCUCAUGUCGACUCGUCUACCGGCCAACCUGAAGAAUGACCUGAGUAAAGCUGUCACUAAAAGCGUCACCAAAACCAGUCGUCACGACUUGGCUAAACUUCUGCCAUCCAUGUUCAGUGGCGAAGAUGAUGUGGCCCCUGACCAUGGACAACUGAGCCACCUGGUCAAAGGUUAUGAGCAGUUGCAUCAGGCGAACCUUCUAUCUGCAGCAACAGCAGCCCAAGGACGUGGCUGUUCGUUCCCUGUGCAACUUUUCACCUGUGUGUUUGAUUCCCUCACUGCGUCAGACGAGGGCGGUAGACUGGUCCCAGCCAACCUUACGCCGGUAUCUGUAGAGCUUGCAGGACGUCUGCUUGAGUUAGCAUUCCAGCUAGGCAUUGAGCCUAAAAUGUUGGUAUCCUGCAUCCUCGACAAGACAUCACUGUCCAGCGGAAACGGUUCCAUCUUCAAAGGCGUCGUCUUCUACUCCACCUUCAAGACUCUACUGAAUGGCGCGAUGGCACUGCAGGCACAGAAGACCAUUCCACUGCUGGUGAGGGAAGGUGGUAAAGACUUGACGCUCAUGAGUAGUGUCCUCAAUGGGCUCCUGGAUUACUUGACGACCAGUCGGGAAAUAAGGAAAAAACAUGGGAUGUCAGUGCACAGUGCUAUUCUGACUCAGUGGGGCGCCCUCACAGUUGGUUUGAAGAAAGGUUGUUCACCUGACCUACAGAGCUUUGCCCUGCUGUUGCUACGGAAACUGCUUCAGAUAGACGCUAAGUUUGUCAGUGAUACCACCCAUCCAGCCUUCAAGUCAGUUCUGGAGGCCUACGCAUUCAUGUUGACUGACACCUCAACGUCCUUGACCUUCAAGGCUCAGGUCAUGGAGAUUCUGUUUUUCUUCACGGCUAUGCCAGACGCUGAGCUCGCUAAACUGAGGUCAGCCCUGGAUAGACUCGUUGCUGACAACUUUCCCCUCAACUCGUCCGAGUUUCGAGUCGGAAGUCCCAAAUACAACGACUAUGUUGGUGCCCUCAACAAGAUUCUGACUGCCAUGGUGUUGUCAGGUAACUUGAUGCUCCUAGAGCUCAUCAUCAGUGUCAUGUGUAGAGAUGAGAGACAUGCUUGUGAGGAUGAAAUACAGGAAUCCUUGGCAGCGUUCAUCAAACGUCUCCCGGAAGAUAAGCAGACAGCCGCCUUUGAUGUGGCUUACAGAGUUUUUCGUCAGGAGAAUAGUUUCAGUAAAGAGAUCCGCCGUGCAGCUAUUGAACGGGUCUGUAUACCGCUGAUGAGACUAGCUGGAGUCAAGUCACUUGUGAGUUUCUUCAAGGAACACAUCAAGGAGGUGGCUGGAAUUAUCGACGCCAAAACAGUCAAGGUCCCGGAGCCAGCAUUCCAGAGUCAGCUAGUCUCCAAGAUGUGUUGUUUUCAGCUGGUAGACUUGAUGUACUCACGUCUAACGAAAGAAGAUCUCUUCUCGAUGGAGUCUGUCAUCAACAAGGCAUACACCAACAACGAUGUGAAAACAGGCAAAGAGAUGACGCAGGCAUUCACAAAAGCAAGUCAUGCAGCAAAGAGUGAGGAUAUUCGCGGCGAGACCAACGCGUUGGAAUUACGACGUCAGUGUCAUUGCGCGGCUUACAACACCCUGAUUGCCGUCAUCAGUUGCACGCAGACUGACAUCAAGUUCUACAACGCUUUCCUCUUCUCUGAAAACACAGCCAAGGGCCAGUUCCUAUUGGACAAUAUCACAGAUGUCACUAAGGAUUACACAUUUGAGAUAGAGAUGAAUGCACCAAUGGAGCGUAAGAAACGAUUUGUGUCGAUCCGCAACCAAGUACGGGAUACAGCGGGGACCAGCAGUCAGCAGAGCGACUCGGGUAUUGGCACAUCAGGUUACACAGGUGCAGGUCGUUAUCUGUCCUCUCAAUACCUGGCCAAUAGCAGUCUGAGUGAAGACAUCCAGCAGUUUGAUUUCUCGGGAGGUGUGCAGCAGUUCAGUGCAUCUGUGGACAGGGAGCAGAGUCUAAGCCAGAAAAGCUCCCUACCUCGCAUCAGGAAACGAUAUAGUGAUGAGGAAACGCCCACAGUCGUAGUGCAAGGUGAAUACAUUGAGAUGGAAUCCGAUGCGUUGAAUCAGCAUGAAUGUAUGGCCUCAUUGACAGCAGUACUCAAACACAUGCAAACAAAUAAGAUCACACCGGAGAUCCCAGAGGGAACUAAGGCCAGCGAAAUGCCGGGCUGGAUGGCAAAUCUACAGAAGAAACUGACCAGCCAAUCCACUCAUGUCAACAUUAAGCUGUUUAUUGCCAGACUGAUCAUCAACAACAACGAGGUGUUUCAGCCCUAUGCCAAGUUCUGGUUGAGUGGAUUAAUUCAGCUGCUGAUCACAGGAAACUCAGGAGGGGAAGGAAUACAUUACAUGGUGGUGGAUAUUGUAGUGGUUCUACUCGGCUGGGCAACUGUGGCCAUACCAGAGGACAAACGCUUGGCUAACAAGUUGCUGGAGUUUCUCAUGCACUUCAGUCACCAUAGCAACCGACAAGUCUUACGGAACAAUCUGGAGAUGAUCAAGACUCUUGUUGAAUGUUGGAGAGAAAUCAUCGCUGUACCUACAAGCGUCAUCUACCGCUCUCUCGCCAAUCGUGGCCCUGAUAUGAAGGACAGUUCUACCGGCAUCCAGCUGCUUGGUUUGGUCCUGGCUAAUGGUCUUCAUCCUAUCAACAAGGAUUCUGACGUUGAUGAAGACAGGUUUUAUGCUGCUCUGUCCUCCAAUCUCAAGAAUCGUUACAAGAUGGUGCAUGCAGCUGCUGCUGAGGUGAUUGGCAUGGCCAUGAAGCAGAAAGCUGAAGUUGAUAAGGUGACAGAUGGGUUCUUGCAUUCCACCGUUUCCUCGGAGUUGUCCCAAAUCAGUGCCGCCAAGCCAGAUGUGUUUGUGACCUGCAUGCACAGGUUACAUUUGCACUAUCCAGAGUUUGCCGACAGUUUUAUCAACAAGCUGUUGUUCAUGUUGCCUUCAUUGUAUGGCCAGCCCAAGACUCUCUGUAUGGAAGUCAUUGUGAGCCGAGUCAACACAAUUCCCAACGUCUUCCUGGAAAUGAAGAGUAAAGGCAUCGUAGAGUUACUCACUCACAGGGAUGAAGGUACCCAGCUAGUUUCUCUGAAGCUUGUUAAUGCCAUGCUACCCAAUCUGAAACCAUCUGAAAUCCUGUACCUCCUCCCACCUGUGAGGGCGGUAUUCAACCUUCCAAGCCCGGCUUGCAGAGAGGUCAUGUACGACAUACUCAUGUGGAUCUACGACAACUUCAGAUCCAGAGAUGAGGAAUCCCGUGCAGAGGAUGGUGCUGAUGACAUACUGAGCAUGGCCAAGGAUACAUUACUACAGGGACUCUCUGACGAAGAAGCCACUCAUAGGUUAAGGGUCAGCAAUUUUUGGAGUCAUGAAACCCGACUCCCCACCUCUACCCUUGAGCGGCUGGUUGCCAUGCUGGAAUGCAUGUAUUCGGCUGGGACGGAGCACCAGUAUCUGAGCUAUGCAACCAGCUUGUUACUAGAGAUGACCUCCAAGAGUCCUGACUACAAGAGAGAAAUCUUUGAACAUCCGCUGUCAGAAUGCAAAUUUCAGGAAAUGCCAAUAGAUCAUUCGUGGAAGCAGCGUCAUCUGGCAAUCUCCACACCAAUGUUUGUUGAGACGCAGUCAAGUCAAGGUGGAUCUCCGUCACAGAGUCCGUCUGAUGCGAGUCUGAGUCGAGGAGAAAUACGGGCGACACAGGAAGGUCAUCAAUUCAUUGCAACACAAGACCUUGAUGUUGUCGCUAGUCGCAAGAAUGCCUACAACUGGCUGACCGGUAGUCAAGACACCUUUGCUGAUUACUCGUCCAGCUCUGCAUCUGAUCAGUCAUCUCUGCUGUUUACUCUUGGCGUGAGUAAGAAGACGGGGCGAGGCAGACGGGCAGCAAAUAAGAAAGCCACGGAUGCAGGAUUCGGGAAGGAGAAAUUACAAGGCAAUCAACAGAGAGGAACAGAUGCAACGGACUCCAAACAAGGUGGGGAAGAGAAGGAGAUCAGUCGAUUGAAGCGUCGAUUUCUUAAGGACCAUUCUACAAAUCAAGCUUACUUUGCAAGACGAGCGAUGGAGAGAAAACAAAUGAAGGAGAAAAUUCUUGAUGAGCAACGAGAGCGCAGGUUCAGCACGGUCACCAUGUACAGGCGCUACCGAGCGGGAGAUCUGCCUGAUAUACAGAUUAAGUAUUCCGAUUUGAUCGCACCACUGCAAGCUCUCGCACAGCGAGACGCGACGCUAGCAAGGCUCCUGUUCAGCUCUUUAUUCAGAGGAAUAUUCUCAGAGAUUGAAGAAGUCAAGACAGAGAGGGAGGCAGAAGCAACUAAAGCCGACAUCAACCGUCAUCUCAACACAAUGCUGUCCACGUCUACUCAAUACUUCCCUCCAUUCAUCAGUUGUAUACAGGAGAUUGGUUACUACCAUAGCAACCUCUUGACCCUUGACCCUUCAUCAGUAAGCACAGCGAGUUUGAUGAGCCAGCAGAUGCAUAUAGGAAUUCGGCUUCUUGAGGAGAACCUAAUUCAGAAGACUUGGCAAGAAGAGAAAAGUUCUAAGAGAGCAAAACACGUCUCCAAGAAGCAAUCACCGGAGAUAAGCACCUGGAUUGAACUAGCCAGAUUGUACAAAGCCCUGGAUGACUUUGAUGCGGUUCAGGGUGUGUUUAGUUCCCGUAUCGGUACCCAUGAAAUCACCAAGACUGCGUUAGAAGCCGAGGCUAGGGGCGACUACUCCGCUGCCCUCAAACUUUACAAUCAGGCCUUUGAUAUGGACUGGGAUGAAGGCUCUGUGUCUCAAGUCGAAGAGGAUUUGUGGGAUGAGUCCAGACUCAAUUGCUGUAACCAGCUGACCCAGUGGACAGAUCUUCAGCAUUAUUCCACGGUCAACGUUGAUGACAACACGCCUCCAAAUCUCAGCAAGAUGUGGUCCGAUACAUUCUACCAGGAGCAAUAUCUACCCCACAUGAUGCGUAGUAUGUUGAAGCAGUUGAUGGAUGGAGGUGAAGAUGAAACAUUACUUCAGUUCAUCGAUGAGUCUAUGUCUGAUCCUGACAAACGAGUCUUCCUUGAGGCUCGUUUCAGUGAGGAACUGUCGUGUCUCUACACAAUCCAAGAAGAUUAUGACAGAGCGAUGUUCUACUUGGCAAACUGCAGACAGUCAUUUCUACAGGAUUGGUCUGGACUUGGUCCGUUGAUGACAUCAAGCCGCACAGCUAAACUGCAGUGUAUCCAACGACUCACCGAAACACAAGACUUUCUCAAACUUGCCGCCAAACAAGACUUGCAAGGAGCGAGUGGUUGUCAGAAGUCGCUAGCACUCCUUGAUCGUUGGACAAGUUGCCGUCUGGAUGCCAAGAAAGAUCCAGUCAGCAUUUGGGAUGAUGUUGUCUCCAACAGGUUCCUCUUCAUGGACAAGCUUGCUGGUCGAUUCAUUCGCUCAGACUCUCAGCAAUCUGGAGGGGAAGAAGAAGCGACAUUUGAGAAGAGAAUUGCUGAAGAGAGACUGUGGCUAGGGCUCAAGAUGGCCGACAGUGCUUGCCAGCAGGGAAACUUCAGCGUUGCUCAGAAGCACCUAAAGGCAACCCAUGGUAGUCUGUCAUCACAUGAGGACCUGAGGCCCCAAUGGACACACUCCUAUGUACAAAUGAAUCAACUCAAGAUACUUACACUGGAGCCAAAGGACCAGGUCAUGACCCUACUCACGACCUUUGACCCACUUGCCAAGUUAUCCAGUACUCCAGCCUUGACAGGAGACUACAGCCUUGCUAGACAUCAUCAUACGCUGACCAGCAAGUCCUAUGACCUUGUUGCCAUAGCAAUUCAGAAGGGAGGAGGGGAUGUUCUCAGCGCAGUAAGAAAUGCAGGCAAGCUGGAUAAGCUGCUUGCUCUUGUCAGUAAAAAUGCAACACGGCCUGAACAGAUUUGCAGCAGUCUAUACCUCAAGGUACACAGUGAACUGAAGCAUGCAGUCUCUCUUGCCGACAAGGAUGAGACAAUCACACCGCACUCUGAGAAAAGCGUGACUGAAGCCUACAUGGCACUGGUCAGUUUCUGUGAUAAGAUGCUACGUCUGAAGGACUCAGAGGAAGUACCUGCCGCCUACCUCCCAGCCACAGACACUUACUCCCAAACCGUGGUGCGCUACACACUGAAAGCUAUGCAUUACAGCUCACAGGAGGCUAUGCAACGCUUCCCUAGAUUACUACAACUGGUUGAAGCAUGCCCUGAUGCCAUGCAACUCAUGAUUCAGGAGGUGUCGGAUGUACCAUGCUGGAUGUUCAUUGGCUGGAUCAGUCAAAUGGUUGCACUUCUUGACAAGCCUGAGGGGCCUGCUGUGCAUGGAAUCCUGACUGACAUUGCCAAUGAGUACCCCCAGGCCUUGUGCUAUCCCUUCAAGAUCAGCAGUGAGAGUUUCAACUUUGAAGAGUCGGCCAUUGGGAGGAAAAAUGCUGCGGCCGCCAAGAAGAUUGGUGGCAUCCUGGAGACAGUGCCCCUCGUGGAAAACUUCAUCGCUGCUCUCGAACAACUCAACAAUCCAGAAUUUGUAUUCAAGGACUGGGCGGACGAUGUGAUGAAACCACUGCUGAAUGUUGCCAAGAGGGACAAGACGAAGAUCCGGAGAGCUUGCCAGGAGAUUUACAACAAUCUGAUAGAUCACCGGGGCUCUCGGGCGACUGGAGACGGAGGUAGUGGGUCAUCACAAGACAGUUCAAGCUCACUGAGUAUUGGGUUCGGGAACUUCAGACGACGCUUCGCGCAGGAUUGGCAGAAAAAGUUCGAAGCUACGUUUGGCAAAGAUGGAUCCAAGGUCAUGGACAUGCCCUGGAAGACAUUUUGGGGGCAUUACAACAAACUUUACAGUGAGAUGAAUGCAAAGCGAAGGGAUCCACCAGGCAACUUGAAAGAAUACUCGACAUGGUUCAGUGACUUCCAACAACUCAGCUAUGAUAGAGAGUUAGAAAUACCAGGUCAGUACGGUGGUAAAACCAAGCCCCUGCCGGAGUAUCACGUCAAAAUAGCUGGAUUUGAUGAGCAGGUCAAAGUCUUGUCGUCCAUGCGCAAGCCUAAGCGCCUGGUGAUUCGUGGCAACGAUGAGCACGACUACUCAUUCCUCGUCAAAGGAGGGGAGGAUCUCCGGCUAGAUCAGAGGGUGGAGCAACUCUUCCGAAUCAUGAAUGGUAUCUUAGAGCAAGACGCUACCUGCAGCCAACGAGGCCUGCGAUUGGUCACUUAUGAGGUCAUUCCAAUGACACCAAGGCUUGGUAUGAUUGAAUGGGCCCAAAACACCACAACUUUGAAGGAUUUCCUGCAUGUGGCUAUGACAGAUCAGGAAGUCAAUGCUUAUAACACACGCCAUGGGCCACGAUACCACCAUACUGAAUGGGUGGAUAAGUAUGCUAAAGGAAACCAGGCAAAUCAUGGAGUACGCUAUGGUGCCGUAUACCGACAUGCCAGCUACACGGAUACAGUGAAGUCAUUCCGUACGUGGGAAGCACUCGUACCUUGGGAUCUAAUGAGACGUGCCUUCAUACAGAUGAGUGCCUCACCUGAAGCUUUUCUAACACUGAGGGCGCACUUUGCACGUAGCCACGCUGUUAUCUGCAUCUGUCAAUAUAUCUUGGGUAUCGGUGAUCGACAUCUGUCCAACUUCCUUCUCAGCUUGAAGACCGGUGGGAUGAUUGGUAUUGACUUUGGCCAUGCUUUUGGCUCGGCAACCCAGUUUCUGCCUGUUCCUGAGCUGAUGCCGUUCCGAUUGACGCGUCAAAUCAUCAAUCUGAUGCUUCCCUUUAAGAAGGAAGGCAUCCUUCAGAGUAGCAUGGUACAUACCCUGAGAGCACUGCGACAGAACCAUGAACUUCUUAUCAACACGAUGGAUGUCUUCAUCAAGGAACCCUCACUGGAUUGGAAGACCAAUGCCAGCAAGCAAGCUAAAGCUCAAAAGGAUGCAGGUCGGUCGAUGGAAGGACAGAGUGAUCCAGAAGGAAGCAGCCUAGAUGAAGCUUGGUAUCCUAGGGAGAAAGUCAGCUAUGCACAGAAGAAAUUGGAAGGAGCUAAUCCCGCCGAUAUCACAAAACGUGAGCUAACCCUGGGACACAGCAGGAACCCUGCACUCUCUUCUAUCAAGGAAGUGCUGAAAGGCGAUCGCCAGCACAACAUCCGCGCCUCAUCUGCAGUGUCUGGGUUGAACGUGGAGACGCAGGUGGAAUGCCUGAUUGACCAAGCGACAGACCCUAAUAUACUGGGCCGUGUGUAUGCUGGCUGGGAAGCGUGGAUGUAGUCAGGGAGCGUAGAGUCCCCUGCUAAGCCACCCCCGCGGGCUUGGGCAGCACAACAUCCGCGCCUCAUCUGCAGUGUCUGGGUUGAACAUGGAGACGCAGGUGGAAUGCCUGAUUGACCAAGCCACAGACCCUAAUAUACUGGGCCGUGUGUAUGCUGGCUGGGAAGCAUGGAUGUAGUCAGGGAGCGUAGAGUCCCCGGUCAAGCCUUUUGAGAAUCGUGGAUCUUCUACUGCACUGACAGAUGUGCCACAUCUGAAAGUUUUUAAACUGAAAUGAAAUUUUGCAAAACAUUUCUUAUCUUAAAUUAAUGAUAUGGAUGACAUAAGUGAACGUAUUUUUUUUUUUAAAUAGCUUGUAACUUUUCUACUUUGACAUUUCAUUCUGGAUAACCAGUGCGAAAACCUUAAGGGCAAUUCCAUGUUAAAUCAUGUAACUUUUAGAAAGUGUCUUUUGUCAACUGUACUAUUGUUCAGUAAAGUCAAAGUAUUUACAUGUAGGGUGGAUUUUUCUCACAGAAGAUACCUUGAAACUAAGUGACUCAAAUGAAAGGUCUUGUCCCCUUAAAUUAGAUACCACAUUUGAGUUUGUGAUUUUUGCAGUUUUGAACAUGUCAUAAACUUUCAAUUUGUGUGCCAUUUCCACUUUCUUAUGGAUUUGUCUCAACCAGUUAACGUAAUUGUUUGUUUUGUUCUCAUUUCUCAUUUCAUUUUCUGAAUUCAAUGAUCGUUAUGCCACACAUUGUUCCACUGUGAUUUGAAAGAUGAUUUGUGAAUCAUAUUUGCUUUCAGAAGAGAGUUGUUGGUUUGGUAGAUUAGUAAGAUCAAAUAUUUGAAACAUUUUCUAGAUUUGUCCUUUGAUUCAUAAAUAAAAUGGAAAUGUGAAGCUACAUUUUGCCACAAGAU